UGCAUAAAAAGGGAGAUCAUCUGUUGCAGAUCGCACUCUCCACUUAACCCGGCGCACGGCACGAAGCUCACCGACAACUGAGGAGAGAACAUAUCCGGACAUCAUCCAGAGAUGGCAAAAGUUUUCAAGAAGACUAGCGGAAAUGGAGGGCUGACCCUCUACCUGGGGAAGAGAGACUAUGUGGACCACGUGAACUCCGUGGACCGAGUUGAUGGUGUUGUAAAGCUGAACCCAGCAGAUUUUAAAGACAGAAAAGUGUUUGUGCAGUUGGCAUGUGCCUUCCGCUACGGCAGCGAUGAUCUGGAUGUGAUGGGCCUGUGCUUCCGGAAAGACAUCUGGAUCCAGAUUGUCCAGAUCUACCCUGCGACCGACAAACCCACUCUGACCGCCAUGCAUGACACUCUGCUGAAGAAGGCCGGGGACGACGCAGUCCCUUUCUCUUUUGAAAUUCCCAACAACCUGCCGUGCUCAGUCUCUCUGCAGCCUGGGCCAGAUGACAAUGGGAAGGCGUGCGGUGUCGACUUCGAGGUCAAAACUUACCUCGCCAUGGAAAAGAGCAACCCUGAUGAGAAAAUUGAAAAGAAGGACACUGCUCGCCUUAUCAUUCGUAAAGUCCAGUUCGCUCCCACUCAGGUGGGCGCCGGGCCCAAGACUGAGCUCUGCAAAAGCUUCAUGAUGUCUGACAAGCCCGUUUAUCUAGAGGCUUCGAUGGAGAAAGAUCUCUACUUUCACGGCGAAGAAAUCCCAAUCAAAAUCAAAGUCAACAAUGAGAGCAACAAAACAGUCAAGAAAAUCCGGAUCCUCGUGGAACAAACUACAGACAUCGUCCUCUACUCAGCAGACAAAUACACCAAGGCGGUUCUCAGCCAAGAGUUUGGAGAGAGUGUGGAUCCCAGUGGCACCUUCGAGAAGACUCUGACCAUCAUCCCCCUGCUGGCUGAAAACAAGGAGAAAAGAGGUCUGUCCCUGGAUGGACGACUGAAGGACGAGGACACUAACUUGGCCAGCUCCACUAUGCUGCGAGACAGGGUCGAAAACGACGUGUUGGGGAUCCUGGUUUCCUACAAGAUUAAAAUUAACCUCAUGAUUGCCGGAGGAGGCCUGCUGGGCGGCCUCACAUCCAGUGACGUCACAGCGGAGCUGCCAUUGUUGCUCAUGCACCCCCAGCCUCAAGCAGAGUAAAGACUGCACAUCAUUAGAGGAUGUUACCCUGGAGGUCGAGAAGAACCCCACAGGCAGACAGGAAGACGAGGGCAAGCAGCACAAAAGAGAGAAGAGGACUGUGACUAAUGUAAUGAAACCAAAUAACAAUAACCGGGCAACUUAAGAGAAGGACCUCUUCAGUAAACCAAGGGUAAUCAUUCAGAUGUAACAUCCGCCCCCUCACAAAUCUUUUUAGUCUCGUUUCUGUUGUUUAAUUAAUGUAAUUAAGCUGUGUAGAAAGUAUUCGUAUUGCAAAAAUAGUGGCCAACGUUUUGUAAAAGAACAGAGUAUAGAAAUGUGAAGCAUAAAAAUCCUUUUCACCUCACGUUAGAGUGGAGGAAGGUGAGAAAUCAGCUUGACACCCAUAAACAUCAGUGUGCUUUGGAUUAAAGUGAUAAACUUGGCUGUUAUUUUGAAUGAUACUUUCUGUGAAAUGUACCUGUUUCUGUUUUUGACUGAAUGGCUAAGUCAAAUAACCCAAAACGCAAUAAAAUUAUUUCAAAAACAGA
Messenger RNA from Scophthalmus maximus (turbot), 1712 nucleotides. It is a transcript of the gene arr3a, whose product is annotated as arrestin 3a, retinal (X-arrestin). Gene Ontology annotation, molecular function: G protein-coupled receptor binding. The transcript has 17 exons. Gene Ontology annotation, biological process: G protein-coupled receptor internalization; visual perception; signal transduction. NCBI's taxonomy places the organism in Eukaryota, Metazoa, Chordata, Actinopteri, Pleuronectiformes, Scophthalmidae. The coding region runs from base 112 to 1182 and encodes 356 amino acids. The record is from RefSeq and is a predicted model, not a curated record.